AUGUCUCUACGUCGCUCUCUGCGAGCCCGCACCGUGCGGGAUGAACCAUCACCAAUGGAUUCUAACCCCAUUGUCAGAUCUUCUACUCGAUUGACUCGUGCCAUCGCCUCGUCAUCCGUGACGAUUGAGCGAUCCUCGUCCGGUUCACCUGACGACUCCAAAAGAUCGCUUUAUUUGACACUGAAAAUGCCGUCCAAUAAGCUGCGCGAAGCAACCAGCGGGAGCACCCGGAGUGGGCGCCGCACCGUCAACGUCUUCACAGAGAAUCCCAUCGUCACGGGGCCUCGCACAAGUCGGCCCCGCAAGCGGCUGGUCGAAGUCAACACCAGCGACGAGGAGGACCUGGAAGACCAGGAGGAAGAUGAGGUCGACGAGGAAGACGCCCCCGGGGAAGACGACGAGGAGGUCGAUGCUGAUGGGGAUCUCGAUAUGGACGAUGCCCCGCCCCAGCCGCCGCCCAAGCGAGCCGCCAAGGCUGCGGCGGCGAAUGCGAAAUCGGUGAAGAGCGUCGAGGCGAAGGAGAUGGAGCUCGAAGAGGACGAAGACGAGGACGACGAGGAACUUUCCGAACCAGACUCCGACGCGGAGGGCGAGCCUGAUGAAGAAAGCGGGAUCGUCACUCUUCCGAUGGAACCCCAGGUGAAGAAGCAUCUUACAGCGGAGGAGCGUGCCAUGCGCCGUGCGGAGAUGGCCCGCCGGCGGAAGAACCUCAGUGAGAAGCGGAACGAGGAAGAAAAGAUGGAUACGAUCAACCGACUGCUGCGAAAGCAAGCGCCGAAGCGCCGUGGUCGUAUCCCCGCGGCCGAAGCAGCCGAAAACGCCUCCGCCGAUCAGGAAAUGCAGGAAGUUGAGCGACCGGACCCGAUCAUGGUCAGAUGGGUUACGGGCCGUGAGGGCAGCAAGGUGGGCGUGCCAGAGGAAUGGUUCGGUACGCCAGCGGGUCGAGUGUUUGGAGAAGCGCCAUUAAGAAAUGGCGGAUCUACGAAGCUUGUGGAAGAAGAACAGGGCGCAUUCGGAACCAUAAACGUUGACUAUUUCUUUGGUCGAUAUAGUUCUUAUGAAUGA
This is a messenger RNA of Aspergillus terreus NIH2624, 1065 nucleotides long. Its product is annotated as PAPA-1-like domain-containing protein. Gene Ontology annotation, biological process: chromatin remodeling. The coding region runs from base 1 to 1065 and encodes 354 amino acids. Gene Ontology annotation, cellular component: Ino80 complex. The record is from RefSeq and is a predicted model, not a curated record. The transcript is spliced from 6 exons. Lineage: Eukaryota; Fungi; Ascomycota; Eurotiomycetes; Eurotiales; Aspergillaceae.